Molecule: messenger RNA, 7376 nt
Organism: Parasteatoda tepidariorum (common house spider)
Lineage: Eukaryota; Metazoa; Arthropoda; Arachnida; Araneae; Theridiidae
Source: RefSeq, a predicted model, not a curated record
CAAAACGCUUUCAGCAACUGUGAAACAUUCGCGAACUGAUUUUCAAACAACUCGCAUGCAUUCAUUCCCCUGGCCCGCUGGUUCCACAGGUAUUUUUCUAUCCUUCCUUCCUGCUUGUCACAUACCAGAAAGAGCGGGGAGAAAAAUAAAAAAGAAUAAAAAAUUACGCGUACCUGACUGUUAAUUUAGAAAAGUUUUUUUUUGCCAUAAGUGAUGUUCGUAUUGUAAAGCGAGGAUUUCGUGAUAAUGCCACCUCUUCUGGAAUAUAUCAUUUCAUUUCUCGGUACUUCUGAGUUUAACUCUAUGCAGACGAUUUUAUUUGUCAAUUUAAGUGCUUAGGAUUAAAUAGAAAGGUGAAUUGAAAAUGUAUAUACUUAUUUCAGCUAAAUGAGAAGAAAAAAAAUAUUUCUCAAAAGUGCAUUUUACGAGAAUUUAACUGCAAACGUGCAAUUAACUGCAAACUAUAAAUUAUGAUCUUAAACGAAUUUUUACACCCAAUUAUUAUUGAAGCAAGGCUGUGUCAGUGAAAUAUGUGAAUUUAACUGCAAGGAUAUUGAAAGAGCCGGUGUUAACUGUGGAUUUUAAAUGUUUAUUUCAGGCUAGCAUGAUAUUGCCGAAAUUUUCUUUUUAGUUAAAAAUCGUUUGCCUGUCUCAGCAUAUUUUCUAACAUUUCAUUUCACGAAGUUCCUCAACAUACACUUGAGGAAAAUUGUGCAUUUAUCUUGCUUGUUUCUGAAAUUUCAGAUUUUUCAGUUUUUUUCAACAGUGGAAGAAAAGUAAACUUUUCCACUUUUUGUUUAGCCAUUAUGUGCAAUUUAUUGAAGCUACUACUCGUUCUAAAAUAAAAUAAAUAAUAAUGGAAGCCACGGAAGAAGAAGAAGAAAUUGAAGAAACUGUUUAUUUUGAUCAAUCUCAGGAUGAAGUGGAUAACUUUAUUGUUGUUUCAACGUUGCAAGAUGGAAAUUUCGUAGUAGAAGCUUUGUUCUCGGCUGUAGAGGAAGGUAACACAGCAGGAUUAGAGGAACUCUUUACUAUCUCUAACAUUGAUCCAAAUUACUGCAAUAAACAUGGUGAAACAUCUGUACAUAUCGCCGCAGGCUUGGGUCAUUUGAACGUGGUGAAGUUUUUACAUUCUAAGAAAGCUAACAUCAAAGCCUUAGAUAGUCAUGGUGACAGUGCCAUUUAUUGGGCAGCACGACAAGGCCACGAGCAGAUUAUUCGUUAUUUAUACGAGGAAGGAGUUUCUGUUGAUAUCCAGAACAAGGCAAAAGAAACAGCUCUACACGUCGCUGCCCGUUACGGACACACAAAUGCCGUGGCACUCCUUUGCCGAUGCUGCACCGAUGUUAACUUGCCCGAUGAGCAUGGUGAGACAGCUUUGCAUAUUGGUGUGUGGCACGGUUUUCCUAAGAUUGUCGACACUCUCUGCAACUUUGGCGCGAAGACAAACUUAAGAAACAAAGAAGAAGAAACACCACUGCAUUGCGCAGCCGCGAGAGGACACACAGACUGCGUCAGUAGCCUCCUGGACGCAGGUGUGGAUCUGAAUCUAGUUGACAAGUGUGAGAACACGGCCUUGCACCUAGCCAUGCGAAGACACCACGAAGCCGUAGCUUUCCUGCUCCUUAAAGCCGGAUGCCGAACCGACGUGUUUGACAAUCAAGGAGAAGGACCCAUUCAUAUUGCUUGUCGAGAUGGUCUGUUAUCACUUGCCAAGGCUCUCUGCUCAUCUGGAUGUAAAGUUAAUGUGCCAAACAAGAUGGGCUUUUAUCCUAUUCACCUGGCUGCCAAAAAUGGACAUAUCGAAAUCGUUCGAACUCUCUGUCUUGCGGGUUGUAUAGUGGAUCAGAAGAACAGAGAAGGCAUUCCGGCAGAAAUUUCUGCACUUGCUCAAGGAUACAACGCAAUAGCUGACAUACUAAACAGAUUGAAAAAUGAUCAACAAAGAGAAGAGUACAUAAACCAACUCACGUCAUCUGUUCAGCCGAUUACUAGAAUACAACUGAAAGUGCUCGGCCAUAGCGGUGUCGGUAAGACAACCUUGCUUGAUUCCAUGAAGUGCGGUUACUUCAGUUCCUGGUUUAGGAGAUCUAAGUCAAAUUCAUCUUCAUCAGUCAGCAGUGGAUGCAUUAAAAUGAAAAACGGCACGCACUCCAGCAAAUCGAGCAUUGAAUCGGACUACUGUGCAAAUGACGAUCCUUGCUUGUCUUUCGAAACUAAUUUCGAUAGCUACACUCACGGUAUUGACAUUCACCAAGUCAAUAUUUCUGGUGUUGGUGAUUUGAGUCUGUGGGAGUUCUCGGGACACGAGCCAUACUAUUUAGUCUACGACAGGUUUCUGGGGAAUUGCCAUUGCAUCCACGCCGUUGUGUUUUCGUUAAGUGAGCCUUUUGAUGUUCAACUGCAGCAAGUUAUGUUUUGGCUGUCAUUUCUGCAAGCAAGAAUACCACCCCAAGAACCUCUCGGUCCUUUUGGUAAAAGCAGAUCUCCAACAAAAGUAUUCCUUGUCGCUACCCAUGCCGAUACAGCUAAUUGCCAGAGGAACAACAUGACGAAUGAAUACGUGAGCACAGAGGCAGAUGCAAUUUUGGAAGCAGCGCUCCUGAGGUUCAAGCACGUGUUCGACAUCCAUGACGUUAUCUACGUGAUGGAUGCACACGUGGUUGGUUCACAAGCCAUGAAGUCACUCAAGCAAUACAUCACAAAUUGCAAAAAUGCAAUAGUGCAGGAUCUGCCAAAACAUACUGGAUUAUUAGAAUCGAUGCUAGUCCACCUCCAAAAAUGGCGCCAAAGUUCAACUAAUUUUCCAGUUAUGUCCCAUCAGCAAUUCUGUGAUUUAGUGCACUCCCAAGUCAAUCCUCUGGCUAACAUCGAACAUAUUAAAAUUAUGAUUGAUCAACUGCAGCUAAUGGGAGAGUUGUUAUUUUUGAGGCUGGAAACACAAGACCUUAUAGUGCUAUAUCCAAGAUGGCUGUGCGUCGACAUUAUUGGCCACAUGCUUUCGCAAGAACAUUUAGAAACAGCUAAAAUAACUGGAACGUAUACCGUAGAUGACAUCCAGUUACUCUUUCCAGAUACAGAUGCUUUGGAUCUUUUACAAGUGUUAGAAUCUCUACAAUUAUGUACGCAAUGUGACAGCAACGGAGACAUUGAGUACGAGUUCCCGUGUUUCAACAUGCUCGAUUCCCAGGAUUAUUUGUGGGAGAAGGGAGAUCUUCGAUACACCAACGCUGUUUACGGAGGAGUGCGGAUACAGAGUUGGCCAGCCGAUAAACAUCUUUUGAAGUGCGUUAUUCCUAGAUUGCAGGUUCAGUUAAGAAGGUACUCUCAGAAUCAUGUUUCCACUGAUUGCACUUUACAGCAGUGGAGACAGGGUAGUAAUUUCAUGUGCAGCAGUAUCCAAGGACAAAUCACUCUGGGAGAAUUCGGUGAAUCUGUAGAUGUCAAAGUGAGAGCCCCUUCCUUCAUGAGAGUAGAAAGUUUUUACUUCCUGUCCAGUCUUCUGGGAGUCAUUGAUCAAACACUAACUGAAAUGUGCCCUGGUCUCCUCUGCGAAAGACACGCCAUCAGCCCUACUCAUUUGUGCCAACAUUUUAUUCAGCCAACCAGUCAUCUGUCCCACCAUCUACUGACCACACUUCUGGAGAACGGCCUAGACGGUACAGUCCGGUCACCAGACGGGUCCUUGACAGAAUCCAUGGCUGAUGUCAUCUGCCUUGGAUGUCCAGAUAUUAUCGGUUCGACAAAUAACACCGGUGGAGUUAUUCUAGGGCCACAGCUCCAUGCUUCGAAUUUACAUUUACCUGUACAACAGAAAUUGUGCCAGGUGUUGGAUCCACCUGAACCUAUAGGACGGGACUGGUGUAUGCUGGCCGUAUUAUUUGGACUGACUGACAUGUUACCCCACCUGGAUCCUGGUGACAACCCUGCUGAAAGCCCAACAGCACGCAUAAUGCGCGAAUGGCUGAAAGAACCAUCUAGUUCUAUAGAAUGUCUUUUGGACAAAUUAAAAGAGCUUGGUAGGCACGAUGCUGUGGAAAUAAUAAUGAGAACUGCUCCGUUUAUCAAAGUAUUUCCCGUUGGGGGAGAAGUUUCUAGUGAUGAUAUCAGCAUGCUGUGCAGCAUGUCACAUACGUCAAGUUCAAACAUAUCACGAUAAAACUACGCUUCUAGGCUAGUUCCCAUGUGUCAUUGAAAAACGCUAAAUACAGAAAUAAUAAAGGGAAAUCUGGAAUUAUUUUUUUCCUUUAAUUUUAUGUUUAGGCUCAAUAUGAAUAUCUGCAAUAUCCCUCCGAGAUGAACUUUACCUACCAACUUGAAUUGACUCAAAGAGAUAAACUUGAACAUUAACAUGUAGGCAGGUAAAAUAAUACUUCGUACAUACUUUUUACCCGAAAUCUAAUGAAGCAAAAACUAAAUCAAUAGUUUUCUAGUUAGUUGCAAAGGUUUUAGUAUGCGUAACGUACAAAAAGUACAAAUUUUGAUUUAUACCUCCAUUGGUCUCCAGCCCCCGAGGCGUGGACCACUUCAGGUCCGUGGAUCAAAUGCCACCGAACUGCCCAAGUUGUAUUGAAUUAUUUCCAUUUUAACUUAUUGUGGUAUAUUUCUCGCAAGUUUGUACGACUUUCCAUAGGCGAAAGGUUAAUCGGGAGCUGAGAAACGUCAGCUAAAGCCACACCAAUACCAAGCAUUUAAUUAUACUUUAUUUUAAAAGCAUGUUUAAAUACAGUAAAAUUAAAAUUAUUAAAUAAAAACAAUCUAAAAUAUUAACAAUCAACAACCAGUCCACGGUGAGAAACACUGCCUAUAUACACGUCUAUGUACUUUUAUCUUAACAAGUCUCAUGUACUUUUUUACGCUAGAUUGUACUAAAAACAAGUUGAUAAAACUAAUAGUUUAGAAGCUAUACGGGCUUUGUGUAUAAAAAAUAUAAUUGUUUACUUAGAUAUUAGAGAGAUUUUGCAAAGCGUUAUGGUUUCCGCUAACGUUAUUUGAGCUUCACAGCGCAUACGCGAAUUGCACUGAAGAGUAGAAAAUAAGGCUAGUGAUACGAUUAACGUAAAACAAACUUAUAUGCAAAAUCCCUCUAUUAUCACACAUACAAUCCUGAUUACUUCUGAACUAUUAAAAUUAUCGGCGUGAAUUUCGUUUCAUUUUAUUCAUCGUAAAAUUUUGCAUAGGAAACAAUAUCUCACAUAAGAUUCUUCCCUUUUGACCUCUCUCUCAUCAUAAAUUCAAGAUGGCAGGUAAAGCUUGUAUCGUAGGAGGAAUAAAUUUCAAAUAACCAUAUUUGACCUAAGCAACUUUUAAAACAAUUUCCAGUUUCCCUGUCAUUGUUUCCGUAUUCAAUUGCUUAGAAACUAGCCUAUGAUGCCAAAGCUAAUCUUUGAAUUCGAUCGGGGAAUUUGCUCAAUUCUGUCAAGUCAGUAUUAAAUGUUUUCGGGUAUGCAGCUCUUCCAUUUGAAGAAUCUCUUGAAUUUCAUGAGCUUAAUAAAGAAAAUUGUUUAUGUAUAAUUAUUUGUUUACUUUCGUAUGGUGAUCAGAAUGUACUGUCACCUACAGCCCUUAUAAAUCCGUCCAAAACUUGGGUCCAUUCCAAUUAUUAAUUCUUGUAUUAUUUAUAUAAAGGAUAAGGGUUUCGCUUUUUUGCAUGAUUUCAAAUCAAUUAUUUCUAUUUCAAAUGCAUUUUAAAAUGCUUUAUAGUUCAUAAAUAAAAAUAUAUGUCUAUAAAAAAAAACUUCUAAUCAUUUUUACUGAUGCGUUACCGCCCCCUUCCCCCCAAAAAACCCACGAUUUAAAGACAAAAGUCAAAGGAGAAAUGUGUUUGCUGUGAUUUGCUUAGGAAACAAGAGAUUGUAAUCUCCAACUUUCACAAUUCGUUAAAAAGUUAGCCAAUAGACGGCGCUGCUGAUCCAAAGCUAUAAAUAAUAUUUUCUAUUGUAUGUCAGACCAUUCUAACUGAAAUAUUUGAAAGCUCUUCAAUCAAGUUUUAAUCAUUUCUUGAAGUUUUUGCUAUAAAUGGUGGUUAUUUAAGAGCAUUGCUUCUGGUUUUCUAAACAAAAUGCAGCAAUUUGUCCAUUUUCUUGUUUCUUAGUUUAUUUUUUAAGUCGUCGGUUAUUUUAGGGAUUUUAUGAAAAUACAUUAACAUUGUAUAAACAUUGUAUGAAAGACAUAAAAAUUCAUAUUAUAUCAAAGUUUCUCUUCUUAAGUUGUUUAUUAGCAGAAAAAGUAAUAAUUUUAAAAAAAUUAAGGUAAAAAAAAAAUUCUGAUCAUAAACUUCAUUUGAUUUUGAUUACCAAUUUUUGUUCCUUGAAAACAGGAUUUUAAUCUUUAUUAAAUGCUGUGCAAUUUGAUAGCAUAGUUCAAUCUUGAUUUUUGUUGAAAAUAAUUAAUUUUCACUUUUAUUUUCAAUGACUUAAUGUAAUACUGACAGUAAAAAUUACGAUAAAAUUGUUAAAAUAUUACACCAUAUAAAUAAAUAAUUGCGAGCAAUAUUUAAAUUAUUAUUUUUUAUUUAAGGAAUUCAUACCCUCAAAAAUUAAGAUUUUUAUCUAUAAUUAUUGUCAUUCGAAAUUAAUGAAAAUAGUUCUAGCUUUUUCUUGCAAGGUGUAGAAACUAUGAUAUAGUAAGGAUUUUUUAAACUUUUUAGUUCAAUACUUUCUUGUGUAUGAUAUGUUAUCUUAUGCUUAAAGACAUCAAGAUUGUUGCAAUUGAAGUACGAGAUUUUGCGGAUAUCAUUUCUUGAUCACGCUCUGACAAAAUCUUACUUAUUACUUACAAAUUACUGACAAAAUAUUACUUAUCUUACUAUAUGAGCUUAAAAAUCCAUUACACAUAUAAUAGGAAUUGUAUCUGAUUUUUCAAAAAAUAAUCUAUAAUUAACUAGCAUAUUUAAGAUUCGAAUCACAUACCAUUAAAGCUGCAUCUUAGUGCUUGAAAAUUCGACUUCUAAAUUUAAAGUUAUUAAAAUAAUAUUAAUAUUAUUGUGCACUGUACAGUUACAGUACUCUAUAAAUGAAAACUUCUAUUCUUAUUUCUUUAUCAUUUAUCUAGACAAUAAAAAUUUCACUCAACAUUUUCUUAAAGUAGUUUAACAAUCAGCACUUCAAUAGCAACAAUCUUCAAAAAAUCUACAAUGUAAUAUACAAUACAAUUAAAAAUAUUUUUAAAAAAUAAAUAAAUAGUAUCAAAUAACAACGCAUUCAAAAAUUGUACAGAAAUUUACUUUUUAUAAAUAAAAUAUUAAUUGUAAUUUUACAGAUGUAUUAUUUAUGAUUCUGCAAUUGACUCAUAUUUUCAAUUAGUAGCAUUUGCAUGUUAUGAAAUGAAAAUCAUUUAUUGUUAUUAUUCAAAAAAUAAAAAUAUUUUGUUUUCAA